Molecule: messenger RNA, 3330 nt
Organism: Leptosia nina
Lineage: Eukaryota; Metazoa; Arthropoda; Insecta; Lepidoptera; Pieridae
Source: the annotation of a GenBank genome assembly
AUGUACAACGGCAUCGGUCUACAGACCCCUAGAGGGUCUGGGACGAAUGGAUAUGUACAGAGGAACUGGGCAUCCGUGAGAAGAACGAAAGAUUCUGUAAAUUAUCGGACAGAGGAAGAAAUAGCCAAAUUGGACUCGGCAUCAAAUAAACAGCCCAACAGGGAGAUUUUGGACCACGAGAGAAAGCGGAAGAUAGAGGUUAAAUGCACUGAGUUAGAAGACAAGUUAGAAGAACAGGGGUUGCCGAAGGAGGAAAUAGCGGCUAGAGUGGCGGCCUUCAGAGCGAAGUUGUCAGAAGCCAGCACCGAGAAGGACCUGCCUAAGGACGAGUAUGGGAGAGUAGCUGUACGUGAAACACACGCCGUAGCUGAAGCACAACAAGAGAAGAACGCGAGGCUGCGCGACGCGUUCGGCAUAUCCCCUAGAUUUGUGGAGGGGACGAGUCUUGACCCGGAAAGAAGGGCGCGCGAGGAGGCACAGAGGUACCCCCUCGUGAGGACCCCGAGUCACGAACGGGAGCAGCGUGAUUCCCACGUCGCUAAGAAGAAGAAGAAGCGGAGCACUUCACCAGAACCUAAAAAGUCCAAGAAGAAAAAGUCAAAGAAGAACAAGAAAGAGAAGCAUGAAUCAAGCAAGAAAAAGAAGAAACGCUCCAAAUCAUCCGAUUCCGAAUCUUCUAGCAGCUCCGAGGCCAGCGACUCUGAAAGCACCGACGACGAACGACAGAAGAAAAAGAAAAAGAAAAAGUCGAGCAGCAAACGUCGCUCCAGCAGUCGGCCCUCGAGUCGGGAAAGCUCCCCUGAAAAGCGUGAGAAAAAUAAACAAAGAGAGCAGCAUAGUGAGGUACAUGAUAGCGACCGCCGUAAAAAACACCGUGACCGCGAAGACAGCAGUAGUAAAUAUGACGAUCACAGACACGAGUCCAAUAAACGACGGGAUCGUAGUCGCUCGUACGAUAGACAAUCCUCACCGGACAGAGAUAGAAAUCACCGGAAGUCGCCCGAAAGAAGGCAAAAAUCCUCCAUCCACAAAGUAGAGAAUAAAAAGAAUAUAGACAAGGACGAUUUUGAUUUGGACAGACCAACAGAUAACUCGAGGCGCGACCGGCGAAAUUCUCCGUCGUCUGACUAUGAAACUGUAUCAAAAAAAUACGAUAAACGUGAAAGGCGGAGAGGCUCCACGGAGUCACCACCGCCAGAAAAAAGACGACGUAGAAGUCCCUCCAAUAGAAAAGAAGACUCCUAUUACUCUAAUGCGAGAAGAGACGACACGAACUCCAAGAGAGACUUCAAAAGAGAUAACUAUGCAAGGGACUCGAAGAAGGAUGAACCCUCUAGAAGAGAUAAUGACAAAAAUCGUCGGGAUACAUCUUAUGAAAAUAAAAGGAAUAGCAGGAGUGAAUCACCUGAUUACAGAAGAAAAAAAGACAAUAGAAGAAACGAGCAGGCAAAUAAAUAUGAACGCAGGAAGCCAGAAAACAACGACAAGAGAAGUAAGAACGAUCGUUAUGAAGAAUCGCGAAGUGAAAAGGAAGUCGACGACCAGAGACGAAAGAGACAUAGAAGCCCCUCUUAUGACAAAAGAGAACUUUCGAGGGAAUCUUCUCCAAAAAAUAAUAGAUAUAAAAGAGACGAUCGUAAAGGUCCUGAAAGAUAUUAUAAAGAUUUAAGACCAGAGAAAUCUCAAUCGCCCGAUUCGGUUGUGGAAGUGCUGCCGCGACAAAGGCAGAGUACUGUUUCCAAAGUAUCAAAGGAACCUGUUUUUAAGGAAAGAAGCGAGACUCCGACGAAGUAUCGAAAAAGACGCAGCUCUUCAAAAGAAUACGCCACAAAAAGUUCAAACCAACGUGAAGUAGAGAGAAAAUCAGAGGAAUCCAAACCCAAUUCAAAAUCUAAUGAGUCUAAGAACCAGAGAAGCGAGUCGACGAGAAAAUCGCUUUCUCCAGUGGAAAACCACAGAUCUACCAAAGAGAAACGUAGAAAGUCUUUGAGUAAAUUUAAAUCUCCAUCCCCAUAUACUAAGACGUCGAAGAACAAAAGGAGUGUUACACCGAAUAGGAGAUCCCCUAAAACGGAUCGUCGAGAAGACAAACGAACGGCUGAACCUAAAGACAAAUAUGAUAAAGAUACCAAGGAAUCUCAAAAAGAACGAUCGAAGUCGCAUUCAAAUCCAAAGAGCAGGAGUUCAUCUAGUCUUAGUUAUUCACCUGCUAGAAGGAGCCCAGAGCGAUAUCGAGAUAUUAUAGAGAAACUUCCAGAGAAGGACAAAAGAAAAUAUAUUAAGUCGCCAUCAGAUCUUCAGCCGAAGAAAAAGAAGAAUAAGGACGACUACAAACCGAAAACGGUGUGCAUGAGGAGUUCGUCCAGCGAAAAUGAAGAUUCAGAAGAUGAUUUUCUCAGGAUGGAACUCCACGCGCGCCAAGAGGAAUUGAAUAUGAAGGAAUUGGAUAGGCUUAAGGAACGGCUUGCGAAGCUCACUAAAGCUACGAUUGAGCGCAACCGGCUCGAAGAGAUGAGCGCGCCUUCUACAUCACAAGGUCGCUCAGAACAGAAACUUGAAUGGGAGAUUGAAAAGAAGUCUCCGAAGGAUUUGGAAAAGGAGGUGAUUCCCAAUCCAAUUAGUCCAAAGAAGAUUGACAGUUUGAGGAAAGAAAGCCCUUUACGAGUGGAAAGCACCAAAGUCAAAGAACGAGAGUCAAAGAAAAAGAGUAAGUCGCGCAGUUGGUCGCGGGCCUCGUCACGGUCUCGAUCUAGAUCCCGUUCACGGUCGAAGUCCAGGGUCAAGUCGAGGUCAAAAUCACGGUCCUUGUCAAAGUCACGAAAAAAGUCGCGGUCGCGGUCAAAGUCCAGGGUGAAAUCUUCGCGGUCGCGGUCGCCAUCGGGGUCGCGAUCGCGGUCGCGGUCACGUUCGUCUCGGUCAAGAUCACGAUCUUACUCGUCAUCGAGGUCUCGUUCAUCGCGCUCCAGUUCUUACAGCAGUCGAAGCUCCUCCCGCUCAUCGCGCAGCUCGUCCCGUUCGACCCGUUCUUCGAGAACAAUGACGGGCGUGUACGCGGAUUACCGCAGAUCUAGCUCGGAUCGCACGCGCACCAAGUCGCGUUCGCCGUCGAUCCCGCGGCGCGCCGGCUCGCCCAGCUUCCUCGAUCGAAGACGCAUCACGAGAAAAAAGUCGCGCAAAUAUAGCACCAGUUCCGAAGACUCGUCUAGUAGUGGUGCACGUAAACGCCCAAUACCCUACCGGAGGCCUACGCCAUCAACGCCAUCUAGUGGAAGUGAAUACAGCAGCAGAUCGUCUGAACGAAGCUGGUCGCAGUCACCGCGGCCUGAAUAG